CCAAACUACCUAGCUAGGUAGAAUCGGCAAAAUACCUACCUAGUAAAACUACCUACGACGGUAACUUCUCUUGCACCAUCCUACCUAGCUACCUAGGUAAACUUGACAGCUCGCGUUUUUAGGAUUUGUUUUGAUUGGCUGUUCGGCGACGAAUUAUUCGUGGGCGCAAACAAAUAGUAAGCAAAGAAAACUAAUAAAUGGAUAUUGUUUCUAUAAAUAUAUAUUUUGGUAUUAUGAAAUCAUUUUUCAUUUAUGUAAAUACCGAUGAAAGCUGCCUAGCUAUCAAAUUAUUUGAACAAAUAGGCUUCGUUUCCAUGGCAACGAGUGAGUCUUUAAUGAGGCUGUUUUGUUACGGAGGUUUAUCGCGUUGAUACGGAGAAGCACCUCAGUGUACCUAUGGAGUAUGUGGUCAAUUAUAUUAUUAUUCACUCAUAAAGGAUUGAUUUAUCAUUGUCUUAAACAUUUUAUAAUGCCUAAUUUACAUCAAAGUACCCGUGGAUUAUCAUGUAUUGUGCCUAUUAUUACUAAUUGAAUCAUUUUACCUAAGGUUUUGCUAGUUAUUUUGGAAGCCCGAGUUUACCGUCAAAUCGUCAAAAAUUCCUCCGCGAGUACCUCUUUCCGGCUUUCGGUGCAAGAGGAAAACAGCCGGUCGGACUUUAACAACUGACGACAAUGAAGCCGCUAUCAAGAAGGCCAUUCUGCGCGAUCGGCACUAUGACGUCACGACCCGGCCACCCAACAAUCGACAGGGUCCCACGGCCACCUUCAUCACGCUCAUGAUGCGCAGCUUUCAAAUUGACGAAUAUCAGCUGACCGCAACCAUCAACGCCUGGACUGUUAUGGUUUGGAUGGAUCGUCGACUCACUUGGCAGCCAAGUGACUACGGAAACACCAGAGUGGUUCUCAUGUACAGCUCACAGAUAUGGCUACCCGACAUCUAUCUCAUGAACGGUGUGACCCACCUGGAGCCGAUCUACAUGCACGCGCCGGUGCCGGUCAACAGCACCGGCCUGGUGGUGUGGGUGACACCGUCCACCUUUCGCGUGCGCUGUCAGAAGGAGAUGGCCAACUGGCCGUACGACCAGCAGAAGUGCACCGUGAUACUCUCCUCGUGGUCGCUGGACAGAGACACCCACGAAGUUAUACCGGCUACCCACGACGGGAAACUGGUGCUCAGUAACGACAUGGUCAAGACGGACUCGCACUGGCGCGUCACCUCGGUCGACGGCUCGCUGGUGAACACCACCUACAACUGCUGUCCCGGCUCCGUGUGGCACGAGCUGCACGUGGAGAUGCACGUGGCCAGAGUGUCGCUGCUCUAUGCCAUGUCUUUCAUCCUGCCGUGCCUCGGGCUGACUGUUCACGUGCUGCUGGUGUUCUGGAUACCCCCGGACUCGCCCGCCAAGGUGAAAGUGGCCACCAUCCACUCGGUGGCGCUAAUAUUCUUCCUGUUCAACCUCUUCUGGUGGAUGCCUCCUGUUGGUGGAACCUCUGUACCAAAACUCGUGUCGUUCGUCAGCGCCAGCCUGUCGCUGAGCGUCGUGUCGGCCGUGGCGGCUGUGGUCGCCUCCAACCUGGUGACUCGGUGCCAGCCGCCUCCGGCACCGGUGCUCGCCGUCUUCACUGGACUCGUCGGCACCGUGCUGCGGCUCGGCGACCUCAACCAACAGUUGCAGAGCACGCGCGCGCCCUUCGCCGAGGACGGGGCGCCCGUACAGGACAAGGAGGCCACGGCGGCGGUGCGCCGCGCCGAGUGGCGACUGGUGGCCGCCGGCGCCGACCGCUGCCUCUGCCUGCUCCAGCUGGCCGUCUUUGUGUUCCUCUCGCUCGCCUGUUUGACGUAGACGGCGCGUGGCCGCCAACUCCGCUACCUGCUACAUAGACGGCGUGUGCACGGUCCUCCAAACAGGCGGAGCUGCGUCUCUCUCACCCAGGCGGACGCUUAAUUACAACCAAUUUGUGUACUUGAUGAAUGAUUGACACUUACCAGUACGUACUGUGUACACCUCGAAAGUUAGAGCAGAACUAUUACUUGACCUAUGAGUGUAUGGAGAUACAGCCCCGUCCCACUGCACGGUACACAUUCCAAUUUUGGCAAAACGGAGAAUAACUCAGGAUAAUUACUAAUUAGCAUUAAUUCGGAAAUAACAACCACAAAAUGUACGAUGAUUUGCGCCCCAGAUUGAGCCCAUCAUUGACUGAACUUUCCUCAGUUUGGCAGCAAUAUCCAAAACUCUGCAAUCUGUAUUCUGGCGAAACACAAACUUUGGCCUGUUGCAGCCAAACAGUGCAGGAAACUAAGGCGACUUGGGAUGGAGCUUAGGUGUGGAGCAUCACACCUCCGCAUUAUGUCUUCCGAGCGACCGAUAAAUUGGCCGCUGAGCUGUGCUCCGCUUUGCAGAAACAUGGAUCGCUAGCGGCAGUGUGACGGAGCCUGAAUAUUGCACCAUGGCACAUGUGCUCCAUGUGAAUACCUAUUUAAGAAAUACUACUUACAUAAGUAAGCCAUGACACAUUUUGCUGUCUCUUGUAUUCGUUGACAUAAUUGUAUCUGUCCUACUUACCAAUAAACUGAAAUACAUGUAGCGUAGGUAUCCACUUAAAAACGUUGCAUCUUUUGUAAAUAUGUUUCUAGUAUUUGCAACGAUAAAACUGAUCACUUUUAUCUCAUUAUAAAGUAAGGAUAGUCUAUCAUUACUCUUCGCAGUCCAUGUUUCAAUGAUUACCUACAAAAAACGACCGAGGAAACGAUAAGUUGCGCUUCUUAUCCAUAAACUAAAUGAUGUUCAGCACACAGUUCAUAUAUGUACUCUAACUACAAUGAUGGACUCAAAGAGAGCGAUAGAGAUAGAGAUGGAUAGAUAGAGAGAUAGAGAGAGAGAGAAAGACAGAUAGAUAGAGAGACGAAAGGAUAGAGAGAGAGAGAGCGAGAGGGGGAGGAAGAGAGAGAGAGAGAGAGAGAGAGAGAGAGAGAGAGAGAGAGAGAGAGAGAGAGAGAGAGAGAGAGAGAGAGAGAGAGAGAGAGGGAGAGAGAAAAGAGACAGAACCAAAGCAUAGAGUCCAAUCGGAGUCAAAACAUAGAAGAUUGUCAAAGCAACAGAAACGUUUUUCCUUCCUAUGUCCAAGUCCUUAGGCCUCUUGUCCGAUGUCGCCUUGAAAUUAUUGCGUAGUGAAGUAACGCGUUUCCCUACAGCUCUGCAACUAUCUGCUCUCUGGCAUCCAUAUGAACAUGGGCCAGCUUGACAAGUAAGCACAGCACCCACUAGAACAAUAGGCAUCAUUUGAUGUGAACUAUUGAAUCUCAGAGACUGCAUGUAGCCAUUGCUCAAGCAGCCUCAAAAUCCCUGACUCCCGGUCCUGAGCUGCGUUCAUACCGCAUGAUCGAAGCCGUGUCUAACAUCUAGGCCUGUAGGCCUACUUCGUACCUACCGUGGACUCUGAAACUUUUAUCAUGCUUCUGUGUAAUCUGAAACUGUCCUUACUAUUUUGGUCGGUGCAAACGAUGUUAGAUGAAUGGCUCGUGCACGCCAUUGCCAGCUUGAUUCAGCAGCGCGCCCCUUUCAACAGUAACACAUCUGGUGUAAGUUACAUGUUCACUUCUAUAAUACAUUAUUCUGAAUUCUU
Messenger RNA from Amphibalanus amphitrite, 3624 nucleotides. RefSeq names its product acetylcholine receptor subunit alpha-type acr-16-like. The coding region runs from base 777 to 1844 and encodes 355 amino acids. The transcript is spliced from 9 exons. The record is from RefSeq and is a predicted model, not a curated record. Gene Ontology annotation, molecular function: transmembrane signaling receptor activity; extracellular ligand-gated monoatomic ion channel activity; neurotransmitter receptor activity. Gene Ontology annotation, biological process: nervous system process; chemical synaptic transmission; monoatomic ion transmembrane transport. Lineage: Eukaryota; Metazoa; Arthropoda; Thecostraca; Balanomorpha; Balanidae. Gene Ontology annotation, cellular component: membrane; synapse; neuron projection.